Encephalitozoon romaleae SJ-2008 is the source of this 720-nucleotide messenger RNA. Its product is annotated as 60S ribosomal protein L7. The transcript has a single exon. The record is from RefSeq and is a predicted model, not a curated record. Gene Ontology annotation, cellular component: cytosolic large ribosomal subunit. Gene Ontology annotation, molecular function: RNA binding; structural constituent of ribosome. NCBI's taxonomy places the organism in Eukaryota, Fungi, Microsporidia, Unikaryonidae. Gene Ontology annotation, biological process: maturation of LSU-rRNA from tricistronic rRNA transcript (SSU-rRNA, 5.8S rRNA, LSU-rRNA). Bases 1 to 720 code for a protein of 239 amino acids.
AUGGAGCGAGUGAUGAGCGAAGCACCGCAGUCGUCUAUUAGGAGGAAGGAGUAUGAGGCCAAGAUGUCUGGGAUAAGAAGAAGGCAGGAAAAGGAAUUUAUGGAGAGGAAGAAGUCCAAUGCGAAAUAUGCCGAGGAAGUGACGGAAAAGCUCCUAGACAGGUACUACCAGCAGGAGAGAGAGGUUCUUGAGAAGAAGGCAAGCAUGGAGGGUGGAUUUUAUGUUCCACCAGAAGCAGAGUUUUUUGUGGUUAUCUUGAUACGAUCUAAGUGCAAGUGCUCACCUAAGGUUAGAAAAGUCUUGGAGCUCUUCAGGCUAAAGAGGAUCAACAACUGUGUGUUUGUCAGAAACAACAAGUCAACAAAGAAGAUGCUACAUAUAAUUAAGGACUACGUUGCAUUUGGAACGAUUGAUAUGGAACUAUUGAGAGAGCUUAUGUACACAAAAGGAACUGGGAGGAACGGAAGGACCCGUGUCAAGCUUACAAACGAGUUUAUUGAGGAUAUGUUUGACGGAAAGAUCAAGUGUAUUGAGGAGCUUGUGCAUCACAUUUACAAUGGAACUGAGAUGUUCAAGGAUGUCAAUAAUUUCCUAUACCCAUUCCAUUUGUCUCCACCGCGUGGGGGAUUCAGGUGUCAGAAGUCUAAGAGCUUCAAUGAUGGGGGCUCUGUUGGAAAUCAUCAAGACCUGCUAGGCAAUCUCCUCAGAAGGAUGAUUUAA